CUCAACCAAGACAGUAACACAUGGAGCAAGUGCAGACCAAGUCAACAGUGACAGGUAAGAUGAAGAAGAAGUUGCUGAUUGAUGUGGAUCCAGGAGUGGACGAUGCUCAGGCCAUCAUGGUGGCCCUUGCUGCCCCCAAUGUGGAGAUCCUAGGGAUUACUUGUUGCCAUGGUAACACACCCCUGGAAAAUGUCUGCAAGAACACACUGCGCAUCCUGAAAGUCUGCAACAGACUGGAUAUUCCAGUGUACCGUGGCUGUGCAGCACCCCUGCUGGCCCGCAAAAUCCAUGCCAGUGAUUUCCACGGGAAGGACGGCCUUGGCGACGCCCCAGAUCCAGACGCUCCAGGCCUGGAGCUGCUGCAGGAGGAGGGAGCUGUGAUGGCCAUGAUCAGGACGGUCAAAGAGAACCCUGGGGAGGUGAUUCUGGUAGCUACAGCCCCUCUCACCAACCUGGCCGUGGCAGUAAAACUGGACCCCACCUUCCCUGAGAAACUUAAGGGGCUGUACAUCAUGGGUGGCAACACUGACUCCAGGGGUAACACCACAGUGUGUGGAGAGUUUAACUUUGUAGCGGAUCCUGAGGCUGCAUACAUCGUGUUAAACCAGUACCAUUGUCCCACCUACAUUGCCCCCUGGGAGUUUAGCUGCAGGAAUGCUCUGCCAUGGUCUUUCUGUGACACCUGGUUGGCCCAAAAGACCGAAAAGGCUCGCUUUAUGGAAAAGAUUUUUCAUUACACUAGGAAGGUCAGCCAGACAGAGGAGAAUAUUAAAGAGAUGGAAGGAAAUUCUGGUUUCAAUUCCUGUGACACAUAUGCAAUGGCUGCUGCCAUUGACGACACAUUUGUGACAGAGAGUGAAGAGGUUGCAGUGACAGUGGAGCUGGAGGGGCGCUACACCCGAGGCAUGAUGGUACUGGAUCCUGUGGAGAUGCUCAAAAAGCAGCACAAGGUCAACAUCAUGAAGACGGUGGACCUGGAAAAGCUCAAGAAGAUGCUGAUGGACUCACUGAAGUAGCUUAAAAUUGUCAUGAGCAAACAGGAUGAAUUUGGGUCCAUGAAAAUGUAUAGUAUUUGCUAUUAUAAACAAUGCAGCAUUUUUUGUAAGGUUUGGUUAUUGCACAAACGUGAUGUAGAGUUUGUAUUGGUUUGACAAAGAUGUAGUACACUCUGAAAUAGCCCUCUCAUGAAAUAAAAUGCGACACAUACUCAUGUCAUCAAGUGUUGAAUUCCC
Molecule: messenger RNA, 1232 nt
Organism: Myripristis murdjan (pinecone soldierfish)
Lineage: Eukaryota; Metazoa; Chordata; Actinopteri; Holocentriformes; Holocentridae
Product: inosine-uridine preferring nucleoside hydrolase-like
Exons: 8
Coding region: 21-1016 (331 amino acids)
Molecular function (GO): hydrolase activity, hydrolyzing N-glycosyl compounds
Source: RefSeq, a predicted model, not a curated record